Messenger RNA from Cetraspora pellucida, 312 nucleotides. Lineage: Eukaryota; Fungi; Glomeromycota; Glomeromycetes; Diversisporales; Gigasporaceae. The record is from the annotation of a GenBank genome assembly.
AUGACUAUCCUAACAAUUAAAGAUGUCAUCAAACUUUUAAUUACACGAAUUUGCACUCGAAUGAACCUUAAUGAAAGCGAUAGUGAAGAUAUCAUCAAUCACAUCUCAAUUAAUCUCUCCCCUCAACAAAUUUCACAUUUUACAGACUUAGCUGCCAAACUAAAUGCUCGCAGGUUGCGAAAUGAUCACAAUAUAGAAGAUGUUAUGAUUGACGGAUGUAAUUUUGAUGAUAAUAUUACUGCAAUGGUAAAAGAAUAUCUUGAUGCUAAACGAAGAAAUGACGACCCAUUUACCAAAGGCAUCAAUUUUUAA